Messenger RNA from Phytophthora sojae, 2112 nucleotides. RefSeq lists its product as hypothetical. The record is from RefSeq and is a predicted model, not a curated record. Bases 1 to 2112 code for a protein of 703 amino acids. The transcript is spliced from 3 exons. NCBI's taxonomy places the organism in Eukaryota, Oomycota, Peronosporomycetes, Peronosporales, Peronosporaceae.
AUGUGUCAGUCUUCGAACCAUGGAAACACCCAUACGGAAAACGCGCUGCGCAACAAGGUCACCGAGGCCGAGGCCAAGCUCGAGCGGGCGACCUUGGCCGCCCAGCGUUUGCGGGUUACCAGCCAGGAGGAUGCUUUUGACACCGACCGGCUGAUGCGGUUCCUCAACCAAGGUGGGGCUGCCACUCGCGGUCGAUGGCCCAGGCUAGUGCGUCUGCUGCGGCACUUCCAACGGGGGUCCACACCUCCUGCGCACUGGGUCACCAACAUCACCGUCGAUGCUGCCAACCGUCCGUUCAAGAUGAUCCCGCCCUAUCCGGGUCCUGUCGACCCGGACAUGGAGGACGAUUAUGACAACUACCAGGCAGGCGAUGGCCACGGCGGCCAGGAUGGUGACCAUGAAGAGAAGUCGGAGGACAACCCGCCCACUCCUCUCCGCUCGGACUUCCCGCCUGCGGAUGCGUCUCCGUCCAAACCCAAGCGGCGUACAUCCAGGGGGUCCCAUCUUUCCAGCAAGGGUGGGCCGGUGUACGCCCAAAUGCGACCCACGGUCCACCCGGGAUCUGAUGUGCUCCCUCUGUCGCCCCAGACGGACUUCAAGCGCCUGAUUUCCGACUGUGCUGCAUCCCUGCCGGAGUUUGUCCCUUGGCCGGAUGUCCGGCUGGAUGUCCAAUUCGUCAUGCGGAUGGACCAUGGGUACGAAGAGGCCUUGGACAUCCUCCGUCAGGAUUGUCCGGCCCACCAGUAUUUCCCAAAGCCUUGGUUGCUGGAGAUGCUGGUCAAGAUGAUGUACCAUGGCACCCUGGACGACACCCUCUGGACGCGUCAUGUCCCCGAGACCUUCUACAAGAUGGCUGAGGUCAUGCUCCAGGGUCGUCUCCGGUCGGGUAUGUAUCCGGAGGAGUUUCCGCCACUGCGCAACUUGGUCAAGGAGGCUGCUGCCGAGAUAGAGAUCGUCGAAGUUGACGGCUCCCGUGAAAGUGACGACUCACGUGACUCCGACUACGAGGACAAGGCCAAGCCAUCUCCAUCUGGGAAGAGCGUGGAUGGGCCAUCCAAGGCGAAGUCCAUUGACGAGAGCAGCUUGUCGGACAGCGACACCGAUGAGGAGCAGCCGUCCAAGCCCAAGCGCAACCCCAAGCGGAACCGCGUUCAGUCAUCUUCGGACAACUCCUCUGAGGACGAGCUCCAGUCGUCUUCCUCAUCCCAGCGUCGGUCUCCUCGGUUGUCGUCCCAGAAGGAACCCCGGUCUCCCCGGUCGAAGUUCGCGCUGCAGGAUAAACCUGAUCGACCUUCGUCCAAGAAGAACCCCAAAAAACGCAGCCGGACGUCGCAACCCAAACGGGAGGGUGGCAAGUCGCCCCUGGCACAGAAGUCUUAUCGUCGUGGCACUCGUUUCUCUCCGAAGAAAGGUGGCAUCGAGGGCCAGACGCCUGGGUUUCCUAACUACGCACCUCAGCAGCCUGAGACCAAGUAUCUGGCCAGGCGUUGGCCUGCAGUCGAAGAUGAGUAUGCGGCCCUGGUCGAGAAGGAACCCUGGCUGGAGAUGUUUAACAACCGGGUCAAGGUCCUGUACUUCCACCGCCGGGAACAACUACCCCCAGCUGUAAUCCGCAUCCUGGACCAACAUGUGGGGUACAUGAAGGAUCGCCUUCCAGCCUUCUGGCACAUCCUGCACUGGUUCAUGAUGAAGACCAAGCCUGAAGACGACGAGAAGUGCGACGACCUCACGAUCUACGAACGGGCUCAAGAUCUCUACCGCAAGCGUCAGGCGCUCCACGACGGGGUUGCGCGCACCUUCGAGGCCCGCAUCAAGCGUCUGAUCAAGGCCGGCAUGCCGAAAACGAUGGUCUGGGAGCCUGGAUUCUGGUUGUACCCGUGCAAGAUCUGCUGCCUGUACUUGGUCGACGAAUCAACCAAGAAGGUCGAUGGCACGCGUUACACCCUGGCUGACCAGAUCGCGAUGGCCGAACUCGAAGACCCCGGCCGGACUCAGUGGACUACCUGUACGGAUGACGAGCGUCUGGCGCAUGUCCCAGCCAAGAUCGUCGACAAGAUGCUGCUUCCAGAGCACGAGCGCGUCAACAACUGGGUCUCGACCAAGUUCCAGUGA